UUCCGGCUGAGGCUCGCGUCACCGGAAGUGUCGGCCAGAGAGCACUCUGGGAGUCUCGCAGCUUUCAGUGAGGCUGGUGAGCGCCAUUUUGGAGUUGGGCAGAAAGCCACGCCAAUUGUGAAACCUUGGAACAGCUAGUUCUAGUUAGGCGUGUGGCAUCGUUUGUCGAACUAGGUAGCCAUGAUUGUUUAGGGCAGAAGUCUGACACUUGAAGUUAACCGUUUUCAUCUUUACCUCGGGCAAAAUCUCACUUCCUGGUCAUUUUCGUGUCUGGCGUGGAGGAAGGAAAACCCCAGAAUCCAUCAGCAGGGCCUUUUGCUCUUGAACAGCUGGAGGAGCAUCCUAAACUAUUAAUCUUCCUUCCUGCACAUCCUCAGUCAAGGAUGACGGGCAUGUUUAUAUAUCCAUACUCAGUUUUAUGUAGCACUGGGGAUGGAACCCAGGGCUUCAUGCAUCUGACACCAGCAUUUGACUGACUGAGCUACGUCUCACCCGUGAAAGCAGAAACCAGGUCAUGAUUUCCUACUGCAAUAGCAUCUAGCCUGUACCACCUCUGUAUACGUGUGCACAAGCUUCAGAGACUGCUGUGCUGUGAACUUUAAGCCAGUGUCCCGUGUUCGGUGGCCCCAGAAAAGUCAGUGUGUAGGCCUCAGCCACCCCAGGUCCGGCGUACAUUCUCCCUGGACACCAUCCUCAGUUCCUACCUUCUGGGCCAGUGGCCACGAGAUGCCGAUGGGGCCUUCACCUGCUGUACCAAUGACAAGGCCACCCAGACACCCCUGUCCUGGCAAGAGCCAGAAGGUGAGCGGGCCAGUUUCUGUAUGCACAAGCGAUCAGCAUCAUGGGGCAGCACGGACCACCGAAAAGAGAUCACCAAGCUGAAGCAGCAGCUGCAGAGGACGAAGCUGAGCCGCAGCGGGAAGGAGAAGGAGCGGAGCUCCCCUGUCCAAGGGGACCAUGCUGUACGGGGAGCAGUGAGGGCAUCCCUUCCCAGCUUCCCCCCAGGAUCCCCUGUGCUGCGACUCAGCCCUUGCCUACACAGAAGCCUGGAGGGGCUCAAUCAGGAGCUGGAGGAGGUGUUUGUGAAGGAGCAGGGUGAAGAGGAGCUGCUGAGGAUCCUUGAGGUCCCUGAUGGGCACCGUGCCCCAGCUCCUCCACAGAGUAGCAGCUGUGACCAUCCCCUCCUCCUCCUGGAGUCAGGCAACCUGACCAGCUCUCCCUCCAUUCCGCUGGCAUCCCCCCAGCCUCCUGGCCAGGCCAGCCGUGAGGAGCACCGCGAUGCCACUGAGGAGCUUACAGCCAUCCCCAGUAAUAAAGCCUCCUCUCCAGGCCGCCCAGCCUUCCCAGAAGAUAGCAGCCCAUCUCCAGUCCUUGCCUUCGCUGCCUCCCCUCGGCCCAAUCACAGCUAUGUCUUCAAACGGGAGCCCCCGGAAGGCUGUGAGAGAGUGCGUGUAUUUGAGGAGGCCACGUCCCCAGGUCCUGACUUGGCCUUCUUGACUUCCUGUCCUGACAAGAACAAAGUCCAUUUCAACCCGACUGGCUCUGCCUUCUGCCCUGUCAACUUGAUCAAGCCCCUUUUCCCCAGCAUGGGCUUCAUCUUCCGUAACUGCCCUUCCAGCCCUGGCUCCCCCCUUCCCCCCUCCAGCCCCAGGGCACCACCUCGGAAGGAUCCAGAAGCUUCUAAGGCCUCCUCACUGCCAUUCGAACCAUGGCAGCGCACCCCACCGUCAGAAGAGUCUGUGCUUUUCCAGAGCUCCUUGGUAGUCUGAGUGCCCCUGCCCCCUCCUACACACACUUUACCAUGGAGACUAGUGCCUUGGUGGCAAGCUCCUCAUUAGCUUUCCAAGCUGGGCAAUGGAGGAGCCCUUCCCUCUUGGCCUUUGAGCACUUUCAUUUAUUGUGUCAAAGUCCCGGGUCCUUUGGUGGACAUCAGCUCCUCCAAAAGGGAGGAGACUUACCUUUUCCACUAGCAGCUAGGCAGCUCACAAACUUACACUUGUGUACCUACGGCUUCCCUUAUUCACUGGAAGAUCUUGAGUCUUCUAGCCUAGCGUGUGAGCUCAAAUGACUUAUAGGAGGCUCUUGUCAUGGAACAAGUAGGCUGUGACUGAGAGGGGAGAUGCCACAGGCUUCCUUACAGCUCCACCUCUAGAGACGCAGAAGAGGGGACCAGAUGGCUCCCUCCUAGAGGAGCUGACCAGAAAUGGUCCUCAGGGCCAGAACCCUUGACCAAUCAGCUGUCGGAAGGGGACCAUGAGAUUUCCCAAGUGGCAUUUUCAUCUCACUUUUACCCUGACUAAAGAUUGUCUUAAGCAGCAUCCCAGCCCAAAGUGGAUAGUGGGAAGAGGGCAAGCUGGCAUUCCUUCAGGGGCAUGCAGUGGCUCCGGACCCUCCACCUGCCCCAGGGUUGGGUUGGAUUAGCAAAAUGCCUAUUUUUCUUGUAUCGAUGUAGAAACUCUAUUUUCUCCCAAAGACACUAUUUUUGCAGCUAUUUGAAGUUUGUAUAUUUUCUGUACUGCAAAGCUUACACAAAAUUGAAGAAUGUUAAUGUUCAAGUUUUCUUACCUUGUGUUUAGAGUUUUUUUUUUUUUUUUUUGGUUUCGUUUUGUUUUUUCAGAUCUUGAUGUUACUAGAUUAAAUAAAUAAGUAUUCCAGCA
Messenger RNA from Meriones unguiculatus (Mongolian gerbil), 2657 nucleotides. RefSeq names its product family with sequence similarity 117 member A (gene Fam117a). Lineage: Eukaryota; Metazoa; Chordata; Mammalia; Rodentia; Muridae. The coding region runs from base 822 to 1769 and encodes 315 amino acids. The transcript is spliced from 9 exons. The record is from RefSeq and is a predicted model, not a curated record.